AUGAUUCGGGCGCAUAUCAGGCAGAUUGCCCUGCACGGGGACCGGGCUCGAUUGGGGUUUUCCACAGCCGUCCGUCAUUUUUCCGUCUCUCGGGUCGCUUUGGAAGGUCAGGACCAACCAUCCCGUCAAAGUGGACUAAGCCGAGGUCCGGCACCUUCACUAUCUCGCGGUCCCCGAACAUUGACAAAACCCUCAACAUCUGGUGCCCAAAACCGAGGCCGCCCUGCCAAGGUCAUUGAUGCCAGGUCCUUUGCCGCACCGCGGGCGGGUGGUGACUCGCCCAAGAUUAUCCGCAAUCCCAGACUCCGAAACAUCCGACCCAGCAAUCAGGCCCAUGGUCGUAAGUCCAAAUCCGCGACCUCGAAGAAAGCAGCUGCGAAGGGUCGAAAGCAACCUCGCUCUCGAGGCCCCAAAAAGUUCGAGGUGGAUGAGGGUGAGGAGUUGUGUGCGGCCGAAAUUCAACAGAUCGAGCAGGACCAAGCAGCGAAGGCUCGACCAACCCCAGUCCGCUAUGAGCCGCGGGAGAUCAGCUUUUCUACAUUGAAGGAGACUUGGCCUUCAAUUCCCACGGAUACCAAUGCGCGCUCCGCUGCGGUCCUUGAAAAGCUCUCCGUUCUGAGUGGUCGUAUUCCGAAUGGAUAUAUUCCGCCCUACGAGUUGGGAAGGCGGAUCUGGAAGGGCCAGAACGUUAUGUUUGAGAACGAGGCUGAAAAGACCGAGGCCAUGGAAGAAGUCAAGCGCCUAGCUCAGCUCCAGGCAGACAAGAUGUCUCAGCGAAAGGGAGACCUUGUGGAGCCUCGCGAUGUCAAGUUCCGCGCCAUCGAUGCCGAAGACACGAGAACGUUGAUGGAGACAUUUGCCCAAGGGAAAUACCCCACCCUUGAAGCUAGUAAGGACCAGUCAGCCGUCCUCGGCGAGGUCAUCAGAAAUCUCCGAAAUAACGGGACCUACCAGACGGCGGGCAAGCGCCCCCAGUUUCUAGCCAAGGUCGAGUCCCUUUUGUCCUCGAGUCGUGUAAAGCGCACAUGA
This is a messenger RNA of Penicillium maclennaniae, 1029 nucleotides long. RefSeq lists its product as uncharacterized. The coding region runs from base 1 to 1029 and encodes 342 amino acids. Lineage: Eukaryota; Fungi; Ascomycota; Eurotiomycetes; Eurotiales; Aspergillaceae. The record is from RefSeq and is a predicted model, not a curated record. The transcript has 2 exons.